Gopherus evgoodei (Goodes thornscrub tortoise) is the source of this 1255-nucleotide messenger RNA. It is a transcript of the gene RAB4A, whose product is annotated as RAB4A, member RAS oncogene family. Gene Ontology annotation, biological process: Rab protein signal transduction; regulation of endocytosis. The transcript is spliced from 8 exons. Gene Ontology annotation, molecular function: GTPase activity; GTP binding. The record is from RefSeq and is a predicted model, not a curated record. Gene Ontology annotation, cellular component: postsynaptic recycling endosome. The coding region runs from base 218 to 874 and encodes 218 amino acids. Lineage: Eukaryota; Metazoa; Chordata; Testudines; Testudinidae.
CUGCUUGCGCACGCAUGCGCAGAAGUGGCGAUGCGUGGUUGCUGCUGAGGAAGUUUCUCUGGUUGGGGGGUUUGUAGCGGCGGCCGCUGUUGGGACUCGCCCCUGCACCCCUCCCCCCCCGGCCGUUGUACUUGGCGGCCUGAGACGCCCCCAGCUGAGCACCAGCCGAAGGCGCGGGAGGAGGCGCAGGCGCAGGCGCAGGCGCGGCGCUUCCAAAAUGUCGCAGACAGCCAUGUCCGAGACCUACGAUUUCCUCUUUAAAUUCUUGGUUAUUGGAAAUGCUGGAACUGGCAAGUCCUGUUUGCUUCAUCAGUUUAUUGAGAAGAAAUUCAAAGAUGACUCAAAUCAUACUAUAGGAGUCGAAUUUGGUUCAAAGAUAAUAAAUGUAGGGGGUAAAUAUGUAAAAUUACAGAUAUGGGACACAGCAGGACAAGAAAGAUUCAGGUCUGUAACAAGAAGUUACUACAGAGGUGCAGCGGGUGCUUUGCUUGUCUAUGACAUUACCAGCCGAGAAACCUACAACGCACUUACUAAUUGGUUGACGGAUGCAAGGAUGUUAGCAAGUCAAAAUAUUGUUAUCAUACUGUGUGGGAACAAAAAGGAUCUUGAUGCAGAUCGUGAAGUUACUUUUUUAGAAGCAUCCAGGUUUGCACAAGAAAAUGAGCUGAUGUUUUUGGAAACAAGUGCACUAACCGGGGAGAAUGUUGAAGAAGCCUUUGUACAGUGUGCAAGAAAAAUACUUAAUAAAAUUGAAUCAGGUGAACUGGAUCCAGAAAGGAUGGGCUCAGGAAUUCAGUAUGGAGAUGCUGCCUUGAGACAGCUGAGAUCCCCACGUAGAGCACAGGCUCAAAGUGCUCAAGAGUGUGGCUGUUAAAAAAACACAACAAAACAAACUAAACACUUGUUCUAGAAACAAAAGAUGUCCAUGCAAUUGGUGUUUGUAGCAACAACUGACACAGCUUGAAGGCUAUGCAGGUUUUUUAAAACAUCUUUACUACUGUAUGUGAACAGAAAAACCACUGCUGGAAAAACAGAACGGUAUGGUGGUAGGCAGGAAUGUGCAUAUGACAUAGCAGACUGCAAAACAAAUACUUCAGUGGACAGUACUAAGACUCACCUAUAUGUAAACAUUUUCCGUUACAUAUUUUUGUCAUUCACCUUUAAAGUAUUGCUGUAUACUGUAUAUAAUGUAAUAGUAAAUUUCCAAAGCAUGAUAUACUUAUGUUUGAUAUAAUAAAUGUUGCACUAAAAGCAA